Lytechinus variegatus (green sea urchin) is the source of this 6758-nucleotide messenger RNA. RefSeq names its product adhesion G-protein coupled receptor G6-like. Bases 982 to 6501 code for a protein of 1839 amino acids. NCBI's taxonomy places the organism in Eukaryota, Metazoa, Echinodermata, Echinoidea, Temnopleuroida, Toxopneustidae. The transcript has 24 exons. Gene Ontology annotation, molecular function: G protein-coupled receptor activity; protein binding. The record is from RefSeq and is a predicted model, not a curated record. Gene Ontology annotation, cellular component: membrane. Gene Ontology annotation, biological process: adenylate cyclase-activating G protein-coupled receptor signaling pathway; cell surface receptor signaling pathway.
AAUUGUCAACUCGUCAUUGUCAAACCGAGAUCUCGAGUCGACCGGACGAACGGUAGAUUGUGAGAAGUAUUAUACUUUUGUAUAUACAUGGUAUAUCGCUUGAUAUCACAUACGAAAUAUUCAUAAACACAUCACAAUUCAUGGGAAUUGAGUUUUGACUUCGUAUUUGUCGAUAGAGUUUUUGGAAUUAUUUCGAUUUGCCACACGGGAUACAGCGAAAAUAAUUGACUCAAAGGACUUCGCUAUCAUAACUCCAUACAUAAUCAAAGUUGUGUUUGCUCUUCGAAGUUUCAUCGGUUUGGCUUCAUCUUCAAGUAUUGGCUACUUCAGACCGUCAUUUUCGCCAAAAGUCACACUCGACAAGACAAAGGUGGUAUAUUUACAAGUCAUCCGUAUUUGCUGGAAUGAAUUACCUGAAGUUUGACAACUUGGAUAGCAAAUAGACAACGCCUGGACUUUGGAGCAGGCAGACUCUGUAUAUAGAAAGUUUCCGAGUUAAUACCUGCAAUCAAAAGUGGUCAUUCGAAGUGAAAAAAGGAUGUAAAUCGUUGAUCAGUAUAGCCCAUGUUUGGCGCCCAAAAAACUUCCGGUCUGUCCACAGUUUGAAAGUCAAAGUUCAUUUCAGCAUGGAGAGGAUUUGAAAUUGCGAGGAAAGCGGAAGCCAGUAGUUUUGUCAUUGACGGAUUAAUAGUGAUUUAAUCAGGGUUAGAAACUUACCGUUUUGUCACGAUCAAAAUAUAGGCCUUCUUUUGUGCAAUAUUAGGUUUCCCGCGUAAACAGCAAAGGACCUUGUCAUCGUUGCUGCACAACUUUGACAGGAGAAUGAGGAGCGAUAUGAGGAUUUGGAUUUUGUGAAGACUUGUUAAAAGGAGCAUAAUUAUCUAAGCAAGGAGUUGCUUUAAAUUGUUAAUAGUUAACAACCCAUCACCGAUCAGCAGAUUUGCGUCUUCAUUCACGCAUUCAAACCCACCUGGAACAACCAUGCUCCCAUCAACAGUUGCAUUAGGUCUAGGACUUAUUUUGGACCUGGUCCUGGUUCUACCGACGGUCUUGGCCCAGUCGGCUUGUUCCUUCGCUCAAGAUGGCACGACCCCUACAGGAAGCGGGGCAUGUAACUGUUUCGAAUCCCAGGAGCCGAAGGGAUGGAUCGUAGACUGUUCUGGUCUAUCGCUGACGAGUGUACCGUCCGGCCUGCCAGCAGAAACUGCAUAUUUAUAUCUCCGUGGAAACUCAAUUACAGAGUUGCCAUCAUCUUCGUUUGAAGGAAUAUCUUCACUAGAAACUUUACAUAUACAGAAUAAUGGAUUGAGGAGUGAUUUAAUAGAAGAUGGCACAUUUUCUAAUCUCACGAAUCUCAAGUCACUAGAUUUAUCAGGCAACAGAAUAGUUCUCUCUGCAAACAUGAUACAGCAUCUUCUACCACUCACGAGGCUUCAAACACUAACUCUAACCAACAACAACAUUAACACGAUCGACAGUUCAGCAGUAGAAAUAUUCGAUCGACUUGAGACAUUAGACCUCACAUCAAAUGCGUUUGUCUGUGACUGUGAGUUGUCUUGGUUCAGGAAUUGGUUACUCAACACUGUUCAUAUUAACCAUCAGAUCAAUGGAGCGACAUGCUCAUCACCACCGCGGUAUCAGAGAGAGGAUAUAGACAGGGCCGAAUUCUGUCCAUCAAGCGUCUGUGUCUCGUGCAAUGGUGGGAGCAAUGUGGAGUGUAACAGCCAGUCCAAUUCCAUACAAACUUGUAGUUCAUCACAGGGAGCUUGUUUCAACGAGAUCCGUGUAUCCAACGGUGUGUACAACAUUCAGAAAAGUUGCAAGCAACUCCGAGCGUGUCUCAACCAAGUCAGUUCAAACGUCAGAGAGUGCAACGAGGGAACUACGAAUUCUGUUUGUAGGACGUGUUGCCUUGGUGAUCUUUGUAAUAGUCCAGCUUCAGGAGUAAUAGCUGGUUAUACUCUCCCCGGUUUCCCACGUGAUCCGAGUCUGGUAGUUGAGACUACGACUCCAGCUCCAGUGAAGAGCACUGCGGCAGAGACUACUGCAGUUUCCACCACACCCACCGAGAGUACAAACAACUACACUAGUAUCACCGACCAUAGUGAUAAGACCACAUCAGCAUCUCCAACAACCACCUCAUUACCAGAAACAACAUCGAAUAUUGCCUCGAAAACCCAUAUUGUUGGAACAACAACGCAUGCCACGACUACAAAAAGUAGUCCACCCGUUGUAACAACGGAAUCCCCACCUGAUUCAACUGUUUCACAGAAACAAACACCAUCUGGGAAAACUACACCGACAUCGCAAACAACAGCAACGAUUUCGGAAUCACACACACAAGUGGUAACUAGUUUUUUCCCGGCAACUGGGGACUUUGUGAUAACUACACUGGAGCAAACACAAACGCCAUUGGUUAGCAAGACACCGGUGGCGCAUACAACACCUUUUCAGAAAACACCUACUUCCAAUACACUGACACCGUUGGUAACACGCCUGUCCUCAUCCAGUGUUGAUUCUCAACAAACAACACCUGAGCAAACAGAAACACCGUUAAUUAGCAGGACUCCGGUCAUGCAAUCAACAUCUUUUCAGAAGACAUCUACUUCAAAUACACUGACACCACGCGUAUCGUCAGUCAGUAUCUCUACUGAAGAAACAACAUCUAAGCAAGCACAAACACAGGCGAAAACAACACUCUUUCCAAGAACACAAAUUUCAAGUACGCCAAAACCAUUGAUAACGCGAGUGUCACCGACAACUUUGGAUUCUGUUAAAUCAACACUGGAACAAACACCGUAUGUUAGUACUACACCAUUGCCAUCCGUGGGGACAACAUAUGUUGCUUCCUCACAGAAAAUGGAUUCCUCGACACUAGUGACAGUAACAACAAUCCCUCAAACAACCACUUCCCCACUAGAUGUGUCAACAAAAACUUCAACAGAUCACUUUCCAAGCACCGAGUCAAUAUCGACAAUUUCGUUUCCAUCAUCUCAAUCAACAUCUUUUACAACAUCAUUAGCAACAAAUUCAAGAGCACCAGCCAUUACAACAUCAGAAUCUUCCACAACAUCGUUAUCAACACAUCCCACAUCAUCUGAAAAAGCUACAACUAUACCUACAAUGGAAUCACAAACAACCGCUCCAUCCCCAAUCACAACUGAUACAGAUGCAUUUAAAAGCACAACUUUAGUAUCCCUUCAUUCGAGUUCCUCUGCAAGAGCAACUACGCUGCCGUCCGAAACAACAUCAACAACAGGUGCAAUAACCAAAUCAUUAAGUACAUCAUCUCCAGUAUUGAACACAUCACUCCCGACAUCAUUAUCAACAACAAAUCAAUCAGAUAUCACAAACUUACCCUUGGGAACAAAAAUGACAUCACCGGAUUCAACUCAAGAAUCGGACACACCACAAUCGACACUUGACAUUACAGCAACAACAGGUACAACCCAAGCUAUUCAUCCGGAUUCAACUUUGACAGCACUAUCAGAGCGGAGCACACAAACACCAAUAUCAUCAACAUUAGCUAUAACAACAGAGAAAGGUACCACAACUGGUUCUGCACAAACAUCAACAGAUUCCACAGCAACAUUCAAUAGCUCACCAUGGACUUUAGCCACAACUCAAACAUCACAAUCUAACAAAGAAAUUUCGGAUACAACUAUCCCAAGAGCAUCGCUGUACGCUCAAUCAACAACAUCGCCUUCAUUAACAUCUGAAACAUCGGAACUGUCAUCUUUGGGAAAAACAUAUACAACAUUAUAUUCUGACUCAACUUCAACAUCCCUCAGAACCCAAAUGUCAUCCCCAUCUACCAUGUCUAACGAUGCUCAUACAUUAGUAUCAACACUACCCUCAAACCCUACAUCAAAUUCUAUAACCCAUACAAUUAUAACGGGCAGCUCUUCAAGUAGCCCUGAAAGAACUGCCUAUAAGAACACUACUUCAACAUCUGCUCCGACAUAUAGCUCUACUUUCAUGAACACAGGAACACCCCUUUCACCAAGGACAACGUCUGUGCCUAAUUCAACAAGACCUACGAUACCGAAAAGUGUGUCAAUGACGCCCUCAACGUCCAUGGCAUCGACCUCGUCGGAUCCGACAUCCCAAUCAUCAACAGUAAGUACAAAUGCGGUAACAAGUUCUACAAGUAACCCACAGGCGGCAUCGACGGCCUCCGUGUCAACGGAUCAAGAUUCAAGUUCUGCCCCCGUUACGACGCCACCAAGUGCAGGCUCUUACUCCACGAGCUUUACGACAUCUACUGGACGACCAACGUCCACCGCUGUAUUGGUGCUGCAUUGUCCUGAAGAGACGGUCUCAGGAGAGUUUGGUACGAUCACAUGGCAACGGACACCAGGGUCAGCGACGGCUGGGGUGAUCUGUCCAUACGGUGGGAACAACCCAAGGUUUUCUGCUGCUACCCGAUUCUGCCGUUUGACCCGUGCCGGUGCCGGAUGGGACGACCCAAAUAUCACGUCUUGCGCAACAUCCGGCCAGGUUUUACGUAGAUUGUCACAAAUGAACAUCACAGCAGAAAAUGCUCAAUCCGUAUCCGAGGAUUUGAAAACUGUCACGAGUGCCUCUACAAAUUUAAGCGCAUCGGACGUCAACUUCGCAGUGGACGUGCUAGAAAACCUUGCCCGAUCUAUCAAUGAGUAUAACAAUACGGAAGUGAUAGAGAAUGCUUUCAUCGUAAUCAACAACUUAGCAGGAGCACCGAUGGGUUCACUCGUUGCCGGGCAACAAGAUUCAGACAGUGUAACCAGAAUUCUUCAUUUGAUCGACGAGUUCGCUCUGCAUGUCGAGUUCAUUGGCGACACAUUCGAAGUAGUUACGGAAAGGCUAGACGUGGUUGUCAUCAAGAUCAACCCUGAGAUGAACAAUGGAUUGACUUUUAGAAGCGUGGUCGAUGAAAAUGGCAAUUCAAUGGCCCAGCUCUCGUACAACACCACCAGUCCAGAUUCUACCGCCGAAGAUCCGGCUUCACUAGAGCUCCCAGGCUCGCUCUUUGAAGCUCAUUGUGGGGAAACCGAUAGAGCCCAGUUUGUGCUCUAUAAAGACGUCGUUUUCUUUGAGGUGAUAACGGAAGCCUUAGAAAAUAUGACUGCCCCUACCACUCAAUCCACUUCUACUGAUGAUGACAUCAUAGCCAGGGAUGCUCUCAACAGUUUAGUGAUAUCGGCUAGUCUUGGCGAUCUCAAGAUCACGGGAUUAAGGGACCCUGUCAAAACUUCGUUCGUCCACCAGAGACCCGAGAGAGCUGAAAAUCCAUCUUGUGUUUUCUGGGAUUUCACAGCAGCUGGAGGAAAGGGAUCAUGGUCAACCGAAGGUUGCAUUGCUUCUCAAACAUCAGAGGAUAGAACGCAAUGUGAAUGCGAUCAUCUAACAAAUUUUGCUAUCUUAAUGGACAUCUAUGGAACUACAACUACCUACGACGGAGAUCACUUGCUGGCGCUCUCCAUUAUAACCUUCGCAGGUUGCACGCUAUCCAUCCUCGGUCUCAUAAUAACUUUCUUCUCUUACAUCAUGAUCAGGAUAUUUAAGAAAGCCGUUAACAGAAAGAGGCAACUUCGGAGCGAUCGCCGCACCCGCGUGCUCCUGAAUCUGGUCGCUGCUCUCACCUUCAUGAACAUCUUCUUCCUCACUGACGCCGUCAUCACCGAAUUCGGCAACCCUGGCGAAGUCGCCUGCAAGCUAUUGGGGGCCCUGCUCCACUACGGCCUCCUGACGUCGAUCGCGUGGAUGGCCCUGGAGGCGUGGCACAUGUACCUGGCGCUCGUCAAGGUCUUCGACAGCUACACUUCGCAUCUGAUGAAGAAGAUGUGCCUGGUCGGCUGGGGUCUGCCAGCCGUCAUCGUCGGCGUCGUUCUCGGAGUCGAUCUGGACCAUUAUGACUUCUACAAUGAGUUCUGCUGGCUGAGAGUUGGCGGAAUCCCAUUUUACGCCGCCUUCAUCGCUCCAUCCCUGGCCGUCAUCCUCUUCAAUUUCAUCAUCUUCUUUCUCGUCACCCACCAACUCUGCUCCCUCCGACGGCGAUCGGUUUCUGCCUCCUCCGAGCAAUUCGACGUGUCCGCGCAGCUGCGCGCGUCCCUAUCCAUCACCGUGCUUCUCGGGCUCACCUGGGGACUUGGCAUUUUCAUGAUAGGAGGGGCUAGCUUGGUGUUCAGCUAUCUCUUCGCCAUUUUCAACUCGUUUCAAGGGUUUUGUAUUUUCGUGUUCCACUGUCUGCUAAAGGAGGAGGUGCGACUCGGGUGGAGGAAGGUGUUCUGUCCCCAGUGUUUGACACUGGAAGAAAUGACGAAGUCGAGCUCCGGACAGAAUUUCAGCAGUAGCAACAAGCAGGCUCAACUUCAGAAACGGAUAACAUUGGAAUAUCAAGUAGAAUCGAACGGAAGACACCAUCAAUCAAAUACCACUCCUUUUCACCCAGAACACGAAGUCCCAAGAUUUAAUCCUUUUGCAUCCAACUCUGAGUUCUACCAAGAUUCAAGAAUCUGAGACGAGAGUUACAUGAUAUUAAAAUACUAUGCCAUAUCGCCAUUAAAAUGAGUAGAGAAUAUUAAUGUUUAUCAGUACUUUUGCAAUAUAAGUGUCCGAUUAUGACAAAAGGACCUUACUCCAUCGACAAGGAUGACCUUUGUGACAACCCUUAUCCUAUGUACUUGUACUAUAUAACGGCUAAUACUAAGUAUCCGAAGAGUAAUGAUUGUUCUUAAUAGUAACGCUACUACUACUACUACUACUACUACUACUAC